AUGGGAAAAUGCUGCAAAUGCAACAGCAGACUACUGUGCAUGUGUCUGCUGCCUUUUAUGAUGACUGGCCACCUUCUGAUUUAUAUCAUGGUGUCCAUCUUCGUCACCAUGUCCUACGCUCCUCCAAAAAUAACCAUUCACUAUAUCGCCCCUGGGAUUUCAGCUAAUUCUUCAGCUCUGGCCUCUCACCCACUUGGCCCUUUCUGGAACCUUCAAUUGGAGGAUCGUGCAAUGUGGAACCAGUUGCAGCAUGCUUGGGACCGUGAGAACAAUCCGAUACUGAGAGGAAACACGACUGGGAUAAGCAGAAAACCAAGAGCUCAACUUUUAACAGAAAUUGCUCGUACACACGACCUGAACAGCUUUCCAGAACAUAUGGGGGCAUUUAUCAGGUCAAUGCACUGCAGGGAGUAUCCCCUCCUUAUCAAUCAGCCUGAAAUGUGUAGAAGGAGCAGUGAUGGCUCUGGGGUGGACUCUCCUGUUCUUCUCAUGGCCAUUAAAUCUCAAGUGGGGAACUUUGAAAACAGACAGGCCAUUCGUGAAACAUGGGGACACAGUGGUAUGGUGGAGGGGAAUUCAAACAAAAAAGGGGGACUAGUCCGCACAGUUUUCCUGCUUGGAAGACAGGAUUCAAGUACAGGUCCUCACCCAGACCUGAAAAACCUCUUGGAGCUUGAGAACCAAAAGUAUGGGGAUAUCCUACAGUGGGAUUUCAGAGACAGUUUCUUCAAUUUGACCUUAAAGGACCUGCUGCUCUGGCAGUGGCUCCAGCUGUACUGCCCCACUGCCACCUUUGUCUUCAAAGGGGAUGAUGAUGUCUUUGUUCGAACAGAUGUCCUUCUGGACUACCUGCUGACAAAGAAGAAGGAGCACAUCCUGUGGAAAGGUAAUACAAACAAAACUGACAUGGAUUUGUUUGUUGGGGAUGUAAUCAGUAAUGCAAUGCCAAACCGUGAGCCAUCCACCAAAUACUACAUACCAGAAAGUUUCUACAAAGGCAUGUACCCACCAUAUGCGGGCGGAGGUGGGGUUGUGUAUUCUGGCUCACUUGCAUUUCGUUUGAAAGAGGUGUCUGAGUUGGUCCGCCUUUUCCCAAUUGAUGAUGUUUAUCUUGGCAUGUGCUUGCAAAGACUCGGGCUCUCUCCGAGCCAUCACCCUGGAUUUUUAACAUUUGAUCUUCCGGUCACAGACAGAGGAAACCCCUGUGCGUACAAAUCUGUUCUGCUUGUUCACAGACGGAGUCCCAAGGAGAUGCUUACACUAUGGAAACAGCUCCAGAGUAUGCCCGAUCAAUGCUGA
Molecule: messenger RNA, 1299 nt
Organism: Cololabis saira (Pacific saury)
Lineage: Eukaryota; Metazoa; Chordata; Actinopteri; Beloniformes; Belonidae
Product: N-acetyllactosaminide beta-1,3-N-acetylglucosaminyltransferase 2
Exons: 1
Coding region: 1-1299 (432 amino acids)
Cellular component (GO): membrane
Molecular function (GO): hexosyltransferase activity
Source: RefSeq, a predicted model, not a curated record